AUGAGACUGGACAUGACCGAAUCGAAGACAUAUGAGCGUCCGAGUGGUCCUCCACCAUCAAAAUCUGGUGAAGAUUAUGGGGAGCUGUUAAAGUAUUGCGUGGGUACCAUAAAUCGACUGCAAGCACCGAAGGUGUUUGAUGAGCAUUUGCGAAAACUCGGAAAGAAACGUAAAGCCCUGUUUGGUGGAAAUAAAGAAGCUAAAAAACUAGCAGAAGUGUUCGAAAAGCAGGUGAUAAACUCAUGUUUGGACGGGGUGCCAUUGUACGCGAACGACCAGGCAGUAAUAAGUCAACUAGCUCAGUCCAAGUGUCUAACUCGAAUCAAAGAAGUUGCUGCGGAAUUUGGAUUACAAGAUCAGGAGUACGUUUUUUAUGAUUUAUGCCAACUUUGUUUAUUCAAGAUCAUAUUCUACAUUGACAAUUCGGGCUCAAUGAAGAAAGGCAAUCGAUUACAACAGCUACACGAUUUCCUCAAACUUUUCAUGAAAAUUAACGUUAGUCCACAACCAUUGAGACUGAAAUUCAUGAACCACAAUAAUGAGAUCCAUACUGUUCUUAGGCAGAAAUUUAAUAUUGACUGCGAUAGAAUCGAGACAGAGGAGCAACUUAACACCGUGAUGGCAAACAUCGCGAUUAAUGGCGCCACUCCACUCGCUACGAACUUGUACACAACAAUCCUUGAACCAGAAGUGCUCAACCGUAAACUUGGCCAGCCUAUACUCGUUGUCACUUUUACGGACGGCUCCCCGAACGGAGACAAGUACACAUUAGGCAAGGUCAUCAGGAUGGCUCAGAAAAAGCUUUCAGAGAACAAUCUGCCGAAAAAGGCAAUUUGCUACCAGUUUGCUCAAAUUGGAGAUGAUAAAGAGGCAGGAGAGUAUUUAGAUAGCUUGGAUAGUGAUGCCACUAUUGGUGAUGUUAUCGACUGCACAUCUCCAAUUGAAAUUGAGAUGAAGCAGAUCCGGCGGAAGAAUCCAGAGCUAUCCACGGAAGUCAAUUACGUGAAAAAACUGCUUCUUGGACCUAUAGACAUUGCUUACGAUUCCAUGGAUGAGAUCAAUAAUCGUGUAUACUGA
Ogataea haglerorum is the source of this 1077-nucleotide messenger RNA. RefSeq lists its product as uncharacterized. The transcript has a single exon. The coding region runs from base 1 to 1077 and encodes 358 amino acids. The record is from RefSeq and is a predicted model, not a curated record. Lineage: Eukaryota; Fungi; Ascomycota; Pichiomycetes; Pichiales; Pichiaceae.